Ciona intestinalis (vase tunicate) is the source of this 2159-nucleotide messenger RNA. The record is from RefSeq and is a predicted model, not a curated record. NCBI's taxonomy places the organism in Eukaryota, Metazoa, Chordata, Ascidiacea, Phlebobranchia, Cionidae.
UUACUAAAAUAUAUUUUCCAUCAGUUUUAAGUUAAACCCACUGGCCUUGUCUGUACUAUAGCCAUGCCCGCACCACAAACUUAUUCCGAAUUGGAAAACGUUCCUUCGAAUCAAGAAGACCAACGGACGCUUCAAAUCGCGCUUGAGUUGUCGAAUCUUGGGCUGCUUGGCAAUUGUGACGAUGAUAGUUCUACUUCAAGUUAUGACGAAAUCACCAAAAACAAGCGAAGUCAGAACAUGACGGAAUGCGUCCCUGUUCCAAGUUCUGAACAUGUUGCUGAAAUUGUUGGACGGCAAGGUUGUAAAAUUAAAGCGCUCCGUGCUAAGACGAAUACCUAUAUCAAAACCCCGGUACGUGGUGAAGAGCCGGUGUUCGUUGUAACUGGAAGAAAAGAGGAUGUUGCCAUGGCUCGUAGGGAGGUCCAGUCUGCUGCUGAACAUUUCACGCAAAUAAGAGCGUCACGGAACAAACAUUCGCUGAUUAACGGGCAAACUGUUAGUGGCGCGAACGAGGUUGAUGGGACGGCUGGGACGAUAACCUUGCAAGUGAGGGUUCCAUACAGAGUGGUUGGAUUGGUUGUGGGACCAAAAGGGGCGACAAUCAAACGUAUUCAACAACAAACCCACACCUAUAUUGUUACCCCAAGCAGAGACAAAGAACCAGUGUUUGAAGUAACAGGUCUUCCUGAGAAUGUUGAAAAGGCGAAGGAAGAAAUAGAAGCUCAUAUCGCUACAAGGACGGGAACGCAACAACAAAAUAUUGAGGACGAUUUUAAGAAUAAUGGAACCGAGGUUGUCGCACUAAAUUCUGCUGUUAAAGAAGAUCAUUGCAAUACUACAUAUGCUUCGUACGAACGAAAUGUAGCAACGACAAGUCUUUUAAGGUCACAAGCCCCAAGCUUCUUUCCCGCCACCACGCAAAGCAACUCCUUCGAAUAUACGAACGGGAUGUACCCUCCCCAUGAUAAUAUGAUGAUAAGUUGGGGAAGUAUCGACCCCCGCCAAACAUUCUCUCUCACCCCGCGUAGAUCGAGUCAAUCAAGCAGUGGGUUUAGCCCCGCCCUUCAACACCCCAGACUCUCACCCACACUUUCAGACUCCGAACCUCAUCCCAUUUUCCCCACAUCACCCAACACACGAGGGCGCCAGCCUCGAACGGAGUCGUACGAUUCUGGUGCCAGCCAAGUUGACGCGGUACCCAUGACAACCCCAUUUGCGACGCCAGCGUUAAACAUAGAGAGCGGAUAUUCAUCUGGAGGUACCACCGAUAGCCUGACAUCUGGAUCGCCCGACGUUGUGCACGGGGUCCCCCACCCUUUCCUAGUUGAAGGGGAGUCGCCUAGGUGCGUUUUGUGCAAGGAAGGUUCUAUUGUGGCAGCUUUGGUUCCAUGUGGGCACAAUCUGUUCUGCUUCUCGUGUGCGAACCGUCUUGUAUCAAGAAAUGGCUCAUUUUGCCCCUGCUGUAACCACCCUGCUUCCAUGGCGCUGCUCAUCAAGAAAUAACUUGCCAGAAACUUAAUUUACCGGGAAUUGCAGUUCUUACGUCUUCCUUGAAAUUUAUUUUAACCCCCUUGUUUACCCAUUAUAUUAGUUAUUGUAGAUUGACUGCCGAUAUCAACAAUCAUUUAGUCACUGCCCAGGUAAACUACAAUGUUUUGUAUAUUUUCAUUCUUACUUUUUUAAGAAAUAAUAUAUUUUGUAUAUUCCCUCGUCGAGAAUGGACUUUUUUAUUUCUUUUUCUUGACCUGCUUUUAUUUUACUGCCCCCCCCCCCUGUGUUACCCCCUGGCUCGCUACUUUGAUUAUGCUUGUGGGUUGUUUGUAUAAUUGCAGUGAAAUAUUUUGAAAAUUCUUUAUACUCCCAUGGCAUGUAACUAUGCAUUGGAAACCUUUAUUUACAAAACUUAAGAUUUGUUGGUGCUGAAUAAUAAUUGUCCACACGUGUGUUCCACAGUGCCAUGUUUUUAAUCACGUCAAGUUUUUAAACCCGUUGUUUAAUCGCGAGCCUUAAUUUUGUUGAUAGUUUCGUGUGGUGUGCUGCCACCUAGUGCUUUGGUGUGUUCGUUGCAUGUUUUCAAAAUUAAAAUAAUUUUUCUCCACGCUUGUUAUGCCAUGUAAAGAAAUUUUAUUUUCGACGAUUAAACAUUCUGUUAAACAGUU